Penicillium nucicola is the source of this 1203-nucleotide messenger RNA. RefSeq lists its product as uncharacterized. Lineage: Eukaryota; Fungi; Ascomycota; Eurotiomycetes; Eurotiales; Aspergillaceae. The record is from RefSeq and is a predicted model, not a curated record. The transcript is spliced from 2 exons. The coding region runs from base 1 to 1203 and encodes 400 amino acids.
AUGGGCAUCCCGAUGUGGCGUGAGCCUUCCAAGGCCGAUGUACAUAAGUCUGCUGUGGAGAAGGACCGCACUGCUGCUGCGCGUUCGUCUAUCGGCCGUCGAGGCUUGUCGCGCCACGGUAUCUCUCGUGCGCGCCGAAAUGUCAUGGCUUCGUUCCAGUCGCAGAUCAUCGAUGAGCUCCGACGCGGUAGUGAUCUCCCCCGGCGAUCUCCUGUGCAGAACAAUGGGAUGAGUGAGGAUGGAAUGACGCUGGCUCAGGCUCAACGUGAGGCCUUCAGCAGGGGCCCUUCCUCGCGUCCGAGUCAACGCCAACGGGCCGACCAAUCCCUGCGCGAAAGUCAAGCCUUAACUAACCUGCUUGCUCGCCCUGGCCUUCAGCCCUCGAGCUAUCGCAACGGUAGCCCUUCAUUCACACCGAAUUUUGCUCCUGCUGCAGCAUAUCACACCCACGGCUCCUCGACCCCCUCUUCGGACGGUAUGCGACUUCCGCCUCUGCGUCGCGCCGACAGCCCCAGUGAUGAGCCUUCCUUUUUUAUGCCGUCGAACCUCCUUCGCAUUAAUCGGAACGCAGCUCAUCCAACUACACUGCACCGAGACGCGGCGAUGGAUGGACUUGGAGAUCGGCAACGCAGCCCUAGCCCCGAUGGAGAUCGUGAUGCUAUCGUGUGGGAAACUUUGCUCUCAACGAUGACACCUGAUGUCACUCUACCUUCCAAUGACACCUCUUUUGCCUCAAGCUCCGCCUCUGCGCCCGAUGUUGCUCGCACUGGAACUACUCGUGCCUCUGCCAAUUCCACUUUACCUUCUUCGUUGAGCUCUUCCCGCGGCGCCGCGCUCGACCCUUACCCUGAUCAUCUCAAUCCUUGUGACUUUUCUUCUUCGGAGGACGAGGAUACACCUGUAAAUUACCGCCGGUUCAUUCAGCCCAUUAUGCCCCUCACGCUCCAGCGUUUCCCAGAUAUCCGCUCGACCCAGAGCAGCCACCCUCCCGUUCCUACUAUUCAACUUUCAAUUACCGACCACAAUAAUGACGAUCUCCAACAGAUGCAGGCUAUCCUGGAUCGACUUGCACGUCGGGAAGAUAUUCCAGACGACUGGUGGGCGGCCGCGGGCCUCGCACGAACACUUGAUCGAGGUCUCAGCGCGAGCAUGGACUCGACGGACAAUGAAGGCGCUUCUCAGCCCCCUCGAGGUGACCUGUGA